Seriola aureovittata is the source of this 6790-nucleotide messenger RNA. RefSeq names its product zgc:123305. Gene Ontology annotation, molecular function: transcription coactivator activity; phosphatidate phosphatase activity. The record is from RefSeq and is a predicted model, not a curated record. Gene Ontology annotation, biological process: positive regulation of transcription by RNA polymerase II; fatty acid catabolic process; triglyceride biosynthetic process. Gene Ontology annotation, cellular component: nucleus. Lineage: Eukaryota; Metazoa; Chordata; Actinopteri; Carangiformes; Carangidae.
UACUUAGUGUAACUUAAAACGUCGUUUUUAGACAAGUCGUAAAAAUGUUUCAACAUUGAAUUCCCUGUCAAACAAAGCAAAUUCUCAGUGAAGUUCUGAACAGUAAAUGUAGCUCUUGCUUAAAAAAGAAAACAUCUCUAGUGUUAGUGAUUUUAGUGGCGGUAAAACAAACAUGUGUCUUGAAAGUUAAAAGUGAUAGCUUCGGUGACUACCACUGGAUCGUGACAUACAGUGAAAGGUAGCGUGAAACCGUUGCGGAAGUUAGUAGAGUUUGUGGUGUAUCUAUACAUACGAUAUACGUAUCAACACGCCGGUGGCGUAAACUUAGUAAAACCAAGCUUUUAUUCGUUCAUUUCUGAUAAAUAGUGUCUUUCAUUCAAGUCUCAACAAAACCCUCACUAAAUUAGCUCUCCUGCACCCUGAGGGAUGACUUUGUCAGUACUGUCUGAGUCAGUGAUGAUGAUUACGAGGCAUUACGUAAGCAUAAGAUCAGAGGUAAAAGACUUUUUGUUCAAUAGGAGAUGACAGAUAGACAGAACUCAUUACAUUAGAGUGAGGUAACAUCUGCGUCCGUGUCUUCUUGAAGGCAAAGGUCAGUAAAACCCAAGACAACCUAUCCCACACACUUGGCUGGCUCUUAUCAUUGGGAAACUGGUGAACACUAUGCACAUUUGGCUUACUAUGUGAAUGACUUAAGAACGCUGUGUGUCAACUUGUGAUGAAACUAAAUUGAUUACUUGACAAGAAAUUCAUUUUAAUUUCAAUUAUUGAUUAAGCGUUUAGGGAUUUAACCAAGGCAAAUGUGAAAAUUAUUUUUCUUAUUCACUGUUUAGAACCUCAUUAAGAAUUUCAUAUUAUUUUAAACUAUGUAUUAAACUAAUUUUUAUUGUCACAUUAGGCUUUCAGAGCUCAUGAUGCACAUUUUAAACUAUUUUUUGACACUUAACUGGUUGAUCAAUCAAAGAAAAAAUCUACAGACUAAUACAUAAUGAAAAUAAUUGUCAGUUGCAGCCCUAGUGUCGACAACAUCAGCUUGAAUUUGUCUGAGAGGAAGUGAACUUAAAGGUUGUAAAGCUUGGAAUUAUUUACACUGUUGUGUAGUAUAGGAAUGUGUUUAAUACGUUAACAGUUUGCUGCUAGAGAUCACACAUUUAGUUCUUGUACAUCAGUAUUAACCCCACCCCCACCCAUCUUUCUCUUCUGUCCUCCCGUUACUGCCCUACAUUUUCAUUUUUCGCUACCAUUGUUUCCUCUGAGCGUCUAUUCCUCCUGCUUUCUAAAUAGAGCUGACCUGGCAGUUUCAGUGAAGCAUCACUCUAAAUCAUAUAUAAUUAGAAACGCCUGAAUGGGCACAGAAAGUGGUAAUAUACAUCAGAAGGCCUUUAGCUACUAACUCAUAAUUUACAUUUGCAUUGUUGGAUCAGUUACAUAGCAAAUCAGAUUGGAGUUUUUUUCUUACUAAAUAGCAAAGCUGAUUAGCUACAUCAACUCUAAUAGCUUCUCGUUAUGUUAGAUUACAUUGUUUUUCCACUGAGGCCUACCUUUCUGUCAUGUCCUUUUCCUAAGGCAGCACAGGCAGUGAUAUCCGUCAAAAUCUACAAGUUAUUUUCUUGCGUUCCUUCCAAGUUAGCUGGGCCUAUGAAAGAUUUUCCAGCGUUGACAGAGCAUGGCUGCCGGAGAGUCCCCUCAUCUCUGAUGGCCCAGAGAGCUGUGGUCAAGCCCAGAAAGAGUGUGGUCGAUCAGUUUGUGUGUGUGUGUGUGUGUGUGUGUGUGUGUGUGUGUGUGUGUGUGUGUGUGUGUGUGUGUGUGUGUGUGUGUGUGUGUGUGUGUGUGUGUGUGUGUGUGUGUGUGUGUGUGUGUGUGUGUGUGUGUGUGUGUGUGUGUUUUCAUGCCAAACGUGUUUGAAUAGCCUGUCCAACCCUUUCAGAAACUGCUGGUCUGGCUGUCAUGUGCAGUGCAAGUGGGGAAGUAUGAAUUCAGUGUGACAGGAGAGUGUGCAUGUAUAGCGUGAGAUAGAGGAGGCAUUAGUGUGUGACUGAAUAUACUAGGACUCUCUCAUAGAUUGCUAUAUUUUGCAUCCUAGCUCAGAAUAGAGAGGACGAGAGUGCUGUCAUCUCUGAUAACCACUUAUCUGAUGUAGCUUAGCAGCUAGGAUAGUCAACUAUACAAACUUUUGUAGCUACGUCUCUUUUUCUUGGCCAAAGCCAACAAAAUAUAGGCUCACAGCCAUGGACAGAUAUGGGGGUGAGGUUAAGUAGCUUGAGCCGUGAGAGGCAGCCAAGCAUUAUGGUGGAUGGAGAUGACAGGUUCCUGUGGUGGAAAUGGAGGUAAACUGUUCCUGAGUUCCUGUGGUGGGACAAGCCUUUAUAGAGGUGACGUAUGGCAGAGGGGAGGUCAAGGGAACACUGCCUGGUUGAGAAGGGACAUCUGCAUCCUUCCCUGUGGUCCCAAACCAUGAAUAUUGUGGGCCAGUUAGCGGAGACAGUGUUUGUGACGGUGAAGGAGCUGUACCGUGGCCUUAACCCCGCCACUCUCACCGGAGGGAUCGAUGUCAUUGUGGUUCGACAGCCUGAUGGAUCGUUCCAGUGUUCCCCCUUUCACGUCCGCUUUGGCAAGCUCGGUGUGCUGCGCUCCAAGGAGAAAAUUGUGGACAUUGAGAUAAAUGGCGAAUCAGUUGACCUGCACAUGAAGCUCGGAGACAAUGGAGAAGCUUUUUUUGUGGAAGAAAAUGAAAAUAUGGAGUCCCAGGUCCCGGCCCAUCUGUGCACCUCCCCAAUUCCUCUUGAGGUCCCUGAGGAGAUAGAGGAGACCCUUGAGGGAGCCUCUGUCGCCGGGUCUGGGGCUCGCAGGAAGAAACGCCGUCGCAAACGCAUGCGCUCUGAUACUCACCUGAGAGACGACAACUCUUCAUCAGAAGAGAGAGAAAGAGAGAGGGAGUGGGAGAGAGGAGAAAGUAGUCAGGCUGGACAGGAGGGUCCAGCUCAAGAGGAGCUUCUCUCACCAUUACACGUCAGUAAAUCGGUGUACUACUCACUGUCUGAGGAGCCAAAUGAGGAGUCGGGGGGCACCCAGACCAGAGAUGCUCACCCACACUCAGAUGGAGAGCAGUCACCCUCGGAAAGCAGUGUGUUUUACAGUCGGCCAUCCUCUCCCAAGAGCGACUCUGAGCUUCUGGUUAAAUCCCAAGAGUCCUCUGGGCCUCAGAUACAGUGGCACUGGGGAGGCUUUCCGAUGCUGUGUCAAUCAGAGAGGACAUCAGUGGAGUUGCAGCGCAUCUCACCUUCAGGCAGUUCUCAUUUCCGCACCAUUGAGAGACAGGACUCCUUUGAUGGCUUGGAGCCUGUGAUCAGCUGUGGCAGAGUGGGCAGCGUAACAGUGGUCCGACCACAACCCAGGACCCACUCCCUAGACCUAGGUAGCCACGCCAUCCAAACCACCCCUUUAUCCAAUGAUAAAAACUCUAAUAUUGCCCACUCUACCCCCAGUGACCUCUUCGAGUCCUGUGCAUCAUCAGGGAAGACAGACGUGGACUCAACACACACAAUUGAGUCCACAUCAGGAGAGAAGGAGAACAGAGAGUCAUCUUCUUAUUCUGCUAGUCUAAUUAAUGGCACUGAUUCCCUCAAUAGCAAAGAAAGCACAGCCAAUGUUCAUCAUGUUAGCACUGUGACUGGUACAGUUAGUACAAUUAAUGCGGCCAGUGUGAGCAAACAAGACAUCAAACAGAAAGAACUAAAAGAUAGUGAAGACGGCACAGUCACAACAAGAAGCCCAGGUAGUACAGAAUCACCAAAUCUACAACAGCAGGGUGCUUCACCUGAACAAAGUGAACAGGGUUCGACCAGUAGUGCCCCUGUCAGUGAGGGGGACAGUGGAAUAGAUCCCUUUGCUGAGGGAGGGGAAGACGACAGUGCACCAAAAGCUGAAGUGGGAGCUGCCGGGGCCGACUGGACAGCUGCAGACGGGUUCGCAAACUCUUCUGACGCAUCUACAAAAGUGGAGCAACAGGGCAAAAAGAAAGGUAAACGUAAUCACCAUCUAGGACCAACAGAUAUUUACUUGGAUGAUCUGACCUCGCUGGAUCCAGAAGUGGCUGCACUCUACUUCCCCAAGAGUGAGACAGAGGGAGCAUCUCAGCAAGGGGCAGAGCAGGGUUCAUGCUCAGGAAGUCAGUCACCUCAGUCAGUGGGCAGUGGAGCCAUGGACAGCGGCACAGAGUACUUGUCAGAUUCCACCUCCUACAGCAUGGAUGUCAGCAUGUCCCUCUGUGGACAAGAGGGCGACACCAGCCAAAUCACCAAGGAAAAGUUUAUGGAGCACAUUGUGACAUACCAGGAUUUUGCCAACAAUCCAGGGAUCAUUGAGGAUCCAAGUCUUGUCAUCUGCAUCAAUUCCAACUAUUAUAACUGGGCAGUGGCUGCCCCAAUGGUUUUGUCAAUGACAACUUUCCAGAAAAACCUGCCCAAGAGUACAAUAGAGAGGCUGGUGAAAGACAAGAUGCCCAAAAAGUCUGGACGUUGGUGGUUCUCCUGGAGGAGAAGAGACAUGGACAAUAACCAGCAAAAACACUCAAAGGAGGAGCAAGAGGAGCCACUGGUCAGUGUUUCUACCACAGUAAAAGCCACACUGGAUGACAUCGAAAGUGAUGAGGCAGCAGGACUAGGCCGAAAAGCCAUCCUCCCUUCAAGCCAAUCAACAGAAACCCUCAGUGCCACCCAGUGUAUCAGCCAGAUGUACCGCAAAUCACUACGCCUGACCUCUGAACAGAUAGAGCACUUAAACCUGCGUGAGGGAGCCAACAAGGUGGUGUUCAGCGUGACCACGCAAUAUCAAGGCACCUGUCGCUGUGAGGCCGCCAUCUACCUGUGGAACUGGGACGACCGAGUCAUCAUAUCAGACAUAGAUGGCACCAUCACUAAGUCUGAUGCUCUGGGACAUAUUCUACCUCAGUUUGGAAAAGACUGGACACACAAAGGCAUUGCCAAGCUGUACCACAAAAUACACCAAAAUGGCUAUAAGUUCCUGUAUUGUUCAGCGCGGGCUAUAGGUAUGGCUGCCAUCACUAAGGACUACCUGCAAUGGGUCAAUGACAGAGGCACUGUCCUCCCUAAAGGCCCUGUACUGCUGGCUCCCAGCAGCCUCUUUUCAGCAUUACACAGAGAAGUGAUUGAGAAGAAGCCGGAGGUGUUUAAAAUUGCCUGUCUCGGUGACAUCAGGGACCUUUUCAACCCGCAGCGGCAGCCUUUCUACGCUGCCUUCGGCAACAGGACUAAUGAUGCUUAUGCCUAUAAGCAGGUUGGAGUGCCUGACACCAGGAUAUUUACUGUCAACCCAAAAGGAGAGCUCAUCCAGGAGAAGACUAAAGGCAACAAGUCUUCGUACAACCACCUCAGUGAACUGGUGGAACAUUUCUUCCCUGUGCUCUGUGCUGAGGGCAACGGGUCCUCUGCUUUUGACUGUCCUGACUACAGCAGUUUCUCCUACUGGAAGGAGCCUCUGCCAGAACUGGACCUGGAUUCACUACUGUAGACACACACUCACAUGUACUAAAACGCACAUAUGCACAUGUUGUAAGGCAGGGGCAUAAGCACAUAUACUCUUCUUCUUUCUCUUUCUCUCAUUUCCCAGAAAGGCUUUUCAAAUGAUUUUUCCCAGCAUGCCUGAUUAUUGCCUUUGAUGGACCUGCCAACUGUAGAGCCUGUUUUAUGAGCCACUGGACAAAACUGGAACAUAAAGAGGCACCUGUCCCUUUUUACACUGCACUCAAAGACAGAGCCAAAUUAAGUUAUAAUAUGCAUGGACUCUGCAUUUCAAAAUAAGUGCAGAAACCGUUAUGCAUUCAUCUCAGUGCCCUUACACUGACUACAUGCUAUAGAUUACAAUGAACAUGUACACAAAUGGACCAAUAUGACUUUAAACUGUUUCCGUUUUUUUGUUACUGUGUGCACCAGUGUCAUAGUCAUUCCAAAAAAUGAAUUUAAGCAGUGUAUUGGCAUGAUAGCUAACACUGAUACACAUUUCAACUCUAAGCUUGGACCAAAAAUAUAUCUGUACAGAAAUAGGGAAAUUAAGCUGUAUUAGAAAAUAUUAAGCGAUGCUUAAAUUCCUGCAAAUGCCAAAACUGUGUAACUACUAUAGCCUGCUUUCUGUGACUGACACUUCACUUUCAGUGCACUGCUUAACAGACCCAGGUACACAAGACAAACCUAUUAUCCCUUAUUCGUUGGAGAUUAUUGACAGCAGAGAAUGUCUUUGGGUUUGACCUUAAUAAGUAUGAGAUAGCUGGAGUUUGCCCUGAUCUUUGUUGAGCAAUGAGUGUUUUUAAGUAACAUUAGCCUGGGAGUGAAAACUCCUUGGAGCUCUGGAUGGUACGGAAGAAUUUUUGUAUCAUAACUACCAAGUCAAAGCUGAAUAUGGAGUAAGAGUUGGUUGUAAAGUAUAAUAGAAUUAUUUUCUUUCAGUUCAUGAAAAUUUCAUUACAAGUGGAUCUGAGCAUAGGAUGAUCAUUGUGGAAUUACACAAAGCACAUUUCACACAUAUUCCUUCCAGAUACUGCACCACCAAGUUUAGAAAUGUUUGUACACUACAGGAAGGAGGAGAUGGGUCAGACUGAGGUCACUUUUACUCCAGAUUUGUAAACAGUUAAUGAUUUAGCCUGAUGCCGUGCCUUUAUGCUACAAUGACACUGUUAUAUUUAUUAUUUUUGCAUAUCUUUCAUCAUCCAACUGUGUGGAGAUGGAUUUACUUUUGAAAGUAAAUGUAUAGAAAUAUAAAUUAAAUUAAAACACAA